This is a messenger RNA of Antechinus flavipes (yellow-footed antechinus), 3704 nucleotides long. It is a transcript of the gene PAN3, whose product is annotated as poly(A) specific ribonuclease subunit PAN3. The transcript has 19 exons. The coding region runs from base 97 to 2817 and encodes 906 amino acids. Gene Ontology annotation, cellular component: P-body; PAN complex. The record is from RefSeq and is a predicted model, not a curated record. Gene Ontology annotation, biological process: protein phosphorylation; mRNA processing; nuclear-transcribed mRNA poly(A) tail shortening. Lineage: Eukaryota; Metazoa; Chordata; Mammalia; Dasyuromorphia; Dasyuridae. Gene Ontology annotation, molecular function: ATP binding; poly(A) binding; protein kinase activity.
UUUUCUCCGGCACGGGCUGUUUCCCCUCCUUUCCCUGUCUAUGGUGGCGUCGGCGGCUCCUCGGGCGGCAGCGGAAGGCGAGGCUGCGGCGUUGCCAUGAUCAGCGGCAGCGGCGGCCUCCCGCCCCCCCAGCCGUCCCCCUCUUCCUCCGCCGCCUCCUCCUCCUCCUCGGUGGCGGCCGCGGCCGUAGUGGUGGCCCCGCCGGGGGUCGGCGGGGUCCCCGGCGUGGUCGGCGCGGCGGCGGCGGCGGGCGUGAAGCUCAAGUACUGUCGCUACUACGCCAAGGACAAGACGUGUUUCUACGGGGAGGAGUGUCAGUUCCUGCAUGAAGACCCGACCGCCGGGGCUGCUCCGGGCCUCGGCCUCCAUAGCAACAGCGUCCCCCUUGCCCUGGCCGGCGGCGGGGCUGUGGCGCCCGGGCCCGCAGGCUACCCGAUCGGAGCUGGCCCAGGUGGCGGAGUAGGACCGCCGCCGGGGCCCAAAAAGCCGGACCUGGGGGGGCCUGGAGGAGUGGCUGGCGGCGGCGGAGGAGCAGCAGCGGCAGCCGGCGGAGGCGGGGGGCUGGACGGACCGCGGCUGACAAUUCCUGGAAUAGAUGGAGGUGCUUUAACUGAUACUACUCUCACAGAUUCCUAUUUCAGCACCAGCUUUAUUGGCGUCAAUGGAUUUGGAAGUCCUGGAGAAAACAAGUUUCCCAUGAUGCAGAGGAUGACUAAUAGCAGCAGUUCCCCAAGCCUUCUUAAUGACAGUGCCAAGCCAUAUGCCAGCCAUGAUCCUUUAGGUUCACCGGGUUCAUCCUUGUUUAAUGACUUUGGUGCCCUCAGCAUCUCUCAGAGGAGGAAGCCAAGGAAGUACCGACUGGGGAUGCUGGAGGAGAGGCUAGUUCCUGUGGGAUCAAAAGCACGAAAAGCAAAGAAUCCUAUUGGCUGCCUGGCUGACAGGUGUAAAUCAGGAGUACCCAUCAAUAUGGUUUGGUGGAACAGAGUCACAGAAAACAAUCUACAGACACCAAAUCCUACUGCAAGUGAAUUUAUUCCCAAAGGAGGAUCAACCUCCAGGCUGAGUAACCUGUCCCAGUCAAAUAUGUCUGCCUUCUCUCAAGCCUUGUUUUCUCACCCAUCUGUGGGAAGUCCUGCUGCUGCUGGACUAGCACCAGGAAUGUCACUCUCUGCUGGAUCCUCGCCUCUUCAUUCCCCUAAAAUAACUCCACACACAUCUCCUGCACCUAGAAGAAGAAGUCAUACUCCAAACCCAGCAAAUUACUUGGUGCCUUCUAGUGCCUCUACACCUCUUAAUAAUCCUGUUUCUCAGACUUCAUCUACUGGCCAGGUUAUCCAGAAGGAAACUGUAGGUGGAACAACAUACUUCUAUACUGACACAACUCCAGCACCUUUGACUGGAAUGGUAUUUCCAAACUAUCAUAUUUACCCUCCAACUGCACCUCAUGUUGCAUAUAUGCAACCAAAAGCAAAUGCACCUUCCUUCUUCAUGGCUGAUGAACUCCGGCAGGAGCUGAUCAACAGGCAUUUAAUAACAAUGGCUCAAAUUGAUCAAGCAGAUAUUCCAGCAGUUCCUGCAGAAGUCGACAGCUACCAUAGCCUUUUCCCUUUAGAACCACUGCCACCACCCAACCGUAUACAGAAAUCAAGUAACUUUGGGUAUAUCACAUCAUGCUACAAAGCUGUAAACAGCAAAGAUGAUCUGCCAUACUGCCUUCGGAGAAUACAUGGUUUUCGACUUGUUAAUACAAAAUGUAUGGUAUUGGUUGACAUGUGGAAAAAAAUUCAACACUCAAAUAUUGUAACAUUGCGUGAAGUAUUUACCACUAAGGCAUUUGGAGAGCAUUCCCUUGUGUUUGCGUAUGAUUUCCAUGCUGGAGGAGAAACGAUGAUGAGCAGACAUUUUAAUGACCCAGGUGCUGAUGCCUAUUUCACAAAAAGAAAGUGGGGUCAGCAUGAUGGGCCAUUACCAAGACAGCAUGCUGGGUUAUUGCCAGAAUCUCUUAUCUGGGCGUAUGUUGUCCAGCUCAGCUCUGCUUUGAGAACUAUUCAUACAGCAGGUCUGGCAUGUCGUGUGAUGGACCCAACAAAGAUUCUGAUAACUGGCAAAACAAGGUUGCGAGUAAAUUGUGCUGGCAUUUUUGAUGUUUUAACAUUUGAUAACAGUCAGAAUAAUCCAUUGGCUCUAAUGGCUCAGUUUCAGCAAGCAGAUCUGAUGUCAUUAGGAAAAGUUGUGUUGGCUUUGGCUUGCAACUCUUUGGCAGGAAUACAGCGGGAAAAUUUGCAGAAAGCAAUGGAACUGGUGACAAUCAACUAUUCCUCUGAUCUGAAGAAUCUCAUUUUGUAUUUGCUGACUGACCAAAACAGGUUACGAAGUGUAAAUGACAUCAUGCCAAUGAUUGGUGCUCGAUUCUAUACUCAAUUGGAUGCUGCUCAAAUGAGAAAUGAUGUCAUAGAGGAAGACCUGGCUAAGGAGGUUCAGAAUGGAAGAUUAUUUAGGCUUCUAGCAAAAUUGGGAACCAUCAAUGAGAGACCAGAGUUUCAGAAAGAUCCCACUUGGUCAGAAACUGGAGAUAGGUAUCUACUGAAACUGUUCAGAGAUCAUCUUUUCCAUCAGGUGACAGAAGCAGGUGCCCCAUGGAUUGACCUCAGUCACAUUAUUUCUUGUCUUAACAAGCUUGAUGCUGGUGUACCUGAAAAAAUAAGCCUAAUUUCCAGGGAUGAGAAGAGUGUCCUUGUAGUGACAUAUAGCGACUUGAAACGCUGCUUUGAGAACACUUUUCAAGAACUAAUCGCAGCUGCCAACGGCCAGUUGUAGUAUUUGCUAAAAGCAUGCGGGACAUUGCCGAGGAACUUGACCAGUAGCAGAUUGCACUACCGCUGAGUUGUUGUCAUCACCAUCGAUGUCUCGUUUCACAUUUUGAAGCAAACAGGAGGUGAGCAGAGCUGCUCACACUUGAGUCAGGUACACAGUUAUGUGAAGGGAGAAUGUUUCCUUUAUCCUAGAACGAUGGCUGCCACCGGAUGCUUUAUCUGUGAAGAAUUUAUUUUAGAGGGGAGGAACAACAGCAGGUGCAUGAUGUUCCUGCUUUUAUUUUUUCCACUUGUAUAUGCACUAAUUUUAAUUUUUUAAGACUUUUCUGAUCUCUGAACUUUUGCCACAUUGUAUACUUAUUAAGGGAAACUAUUUGCAAGAACAGUUUUGGGCAACAUUUUUGUCACUGAGGAUAUUGCAGAAUUUGCUCAUUUUGAUAUGAUUUGCCCAGAAUUACAUAAAGGACCAGGUAAAUAAUUUCAUAGAAAUUCCCUUCUUUUAAAGUACAAUAUAGUGCAUAAUCCUUGUAGGAGUGUUGUAUGCAAGCUCUAUAUGCCAUCCGCUGUUAGUUGUCCAACCAGAAGAUGGAGAUUUUUUAAAAAGAACACACAAAGCAAAGUAUCAUUGAAUUGAUGGAUUCGAAUUCCCCUAUCAGUUGAUUUAAGUACUUUCUGAGCAGUGAUAAACUAAUGUUAUUUGAAACAAUUGGAUGAACAUCAGUAAUUAAGGAGCAUUGUUAGGUGUUUGCUCCAAAUACAGCCAGCGCCUUUUAAAAAAUUGUACGUCUGUUUCCCUGCUAGUCAGAUGUAUUUACAUUUAUGCAAUUUUUUUAAUAGAGAAAAAUUUUUUUAAAGAAAUUGUGUUUUUAAAAAAAAAAAAAAAAAAGAAAA